Sesamum indicum (sesame) is the source of this 1611-nucleotide messenger RNA. RefSeq lists its product as uncharacterized. Lineage: Eukaryota; Viridiplantae; Streptophyta; Magnoliopsida; Lamiales; Pedaliaceae. The record is from RefSeq and is a predicted model, not a curated record. Gene Ontology annotation, molecular function: ubiquitin binding.
AACGUUGCUCAACCAUCACGGAAUGUAUCGUCUACGAUGCCCAACAUUGCGGGUCACAACACCAAAUCAACGUCUCCCACCUGUGGAGUGCGGGAUUAGGGAACUUGACGUGGCACACGGUCGCCGCUACCUUCAUCUAUAGAGUCACAAACCUGUUAUUUGAUAACCCAUUCUCGACACACAAAGACAUCCAUCAUCAAGUCCAUUAGAGCUGAAAAAGUAGAUAAACAGGCACAGCCUUGGCAGGAAAAUUCUGAUGAUUAAUUGAUUAAUUACAGAAGAAAUUAAUGGAUGAAAACCUAGUUUUAUAACCCUAUCUACUGUUUAUACGCAAGGUUUCUCAGAAACGGUUGCUUUUUUGUGGGGUUUGGAUGUGAAAUCGGAUCAACUCUAUUGGUUGAUUUUGAUUUUUCAUUGAAUUUUUUUUUUCUGCGGCCCCCUUUUCUUUUUCCCUUUUUGUAGUGGGCUAGAAAUUAUCGGUUGAUUCUGCAUGAGAAAAGUGGUGGCUGAGGGAUUGGAGACAGAGUAGAGAGAAGUAAAUUUUCUUUGUUGUGGGCGAAACAUGUCUGCCGUAGUGUGCGGAAAGAGAUCGAAUAUCUUCGAGGAAUCGCCGUCGUCGCCACCAGUCUCCAAGAGAAUCCGCUGUUCUUCUUCUUCUUCUCCAGGCAGAACUUUUUCUCCGCCUAGGGUUGCCUCCGCUUCCAGUUUCUGGUUCUCACCAGUGGAUCAUCUUGUCGCUCUCUUUCCUGAUAUGGACAGACAGUUUCUGGAGAAAGCCCUUGAAGAAUCAGGUGAUGAUUUGGAUUCUGCAAUUAAAAAAUUAAACCAGCUUCGGUUGAGUGCUGGAGCAAGUACAUCUGAUGCUACUCAGGAAAUUGAAGGUCAAUUUUCCGCUGAAGGCGCAUUGAUAAAUAAUGGGGGCACUGCUACGAGAGAGGAACAGCCUGCUGGAAGCAAAUUUCCUGCAGAUGGUGCAGAGUGGGUGGAGCUGUUGGUUAGAGAAGUGUUAAGUGCAUCAAAUGUAGAAGAUGCUAAGGCACGUGUGUCGCAAGCACUUGAGGCACUGGAGAAGUCCAUUUGUGUGAAUGCAACCGCAGAGGCUUCCCAGAGCUUUCAAAAGGAGAACACUAUGCUAAAGCAGCAACUUGAAGUGCUCAUACAGGAGAACAAUAUCUUGAAGCGAGCAGUUUCUAUCCAGCAUGAGCGACAGAAAGAGUUUGAGGAAAUGGGUCAGGAGUUGCAUCAGCUGAAGCAGCUAGUUUCGCAAUACCAAGAGCAGCUGAGAACUCUUGAGAUCAACAACUAUGCCCUUGCGAUGCACCUCAAGCAGGCUCAACAAAGCAACUCGAUAUCUGGACGUUUCCACCCGGACGUGUUUUAGUUAUAACCCCUACAUGUAUUAAAUAUCAGGUGCACACUGGGUGGCCUAGCAGGUGUAGACUGCAAUCACUCUAAUAACUACAUGACUUUUAAUAAGGUACCCAGACUGAGAUGGAUCGUCUUAUCUGUUGAGGGGAAGCCUUUUGCUGUUGCUUCUUUUUAGUGGAAGUCGUUUGAAAGUUUUACUUACUUUUGGCAUGCUAGUUGAAUCAGAUUUGUUGCUCACUCUCA